Molecule: messenger RNA, 743 nt
Organism: Clupea harengus (Atlantic herring)
Lineage: Eukaryota; Metazoa; Chordata; Actinopteri; Clupeiformes; Clupeidae
Gene: mrpl41
Product: 39S ribosomal protein L41, mitochondrial-like
Exons: 2
Coding region: 113-520 (135 amino acids)
Biological process (GO): translation
Cellular component (GO): mitochondrial large ribosomal subunit
Molecular function (GO): structural constituent of ribosome
Source: RefSeq, a predicted model, not a curated record
GCUAAUGAUAAUGUUACAUAGCUGUCUCAUUUGUCUUGACAUGCUUAGCCAGCCCAGUUUAAACAUUUCAUGAAGGUUAUUUCACUGUGACUUUGACAGACACUCUGCACUGAUGGGGUUGUUGUCAACACUGACGCGUGGGCUGAUCAGGGGCGCCGACCGAAUGUCUGCGUUCACUAGCAAGCGCGGCCCGAAGUCCAACUACAAAGGGAGAGGAGCAAGACCAGCGGGCCGCCUGACCUGCAGUGGGAAGUUUGUUCCCGUGAGGGAGAUGAUUCCGGAGUUUGUCGUGCCCUCUCUGCAGGGGUUUAACCUCAAGCCGUACGUGUCGUACCGCGCCCCUGGAGGAACGGAGCCCGCCCUCACCACGGAGAUGUUAUUCAACCAGACUGUAGCCCCACACAUUAAAAGGGACAUCGAAGAAGGCACGUUUGAUAAGAACAACCUGGAGAAAUAUGGCCUUGACCCUGAACAAAAGGGGAAACUAUUCAAACUGCAUCCCAAAAACUUUGUUCGCUAACAGUAACAGAUAUGAACUGGUUCAAAUGCAACUCAAUCACAAACUAAAUGAACAGUGCGAAAUGAUGGACCUCUGUUGGAGAUUGCUGUGGAUUUAACAAUGUAAAAUGUGUUCAAUUGUUAAAGGUUAUUUCGCCCGUGUAUGUGUUAUCUGGAAGGAAAAUACCAUAAAUAUGUCUUUUGGAUUCAGUAAAAUAAUUAAAUAAAAGAUUCAUGUAACAGUU